UCUAGUCGCACACACAAAUGAGAUGUUAAUAAAGUGUUGAAUGUGGAAGAAGACGUGGAAAUUAAGUCUCAAAGUGUCGAAGUGGUACACAUACACACACGAUUAUAUUUACGCGUAAAAGAAACGCUAAACGAAUUUAUGUUUACAUAUCUACAUGCAUACAUACAUAUACAUAUAGUACUCGUAGUGCAAACGUAGUUCACGUAGUAAAUUCAUAUCUGUGUUUUUGUGUGUGUGUAAAUUAUUUGGUGACAUUCUAAGUCGGGCAACUUUAGUAACUUUUCGCCAUUCUGUUAUCCCUGCUGCUUCCUCAUGACCACAGCAAAAAUUGCCAAGAGUCUCUUCCCCGGCCCGAUACCUUGGUAUUCAACGAAGAUGUUCCAUUGGUCAUUGAUCGUCAGCUUGUUGGGUUUGCUGACAGCUGCGCUGGGCGCCUAUUGCGGCUGGUUCCUGUUCCCCAACAUUGUCGAUAAGAAGGUGGAAGAGAGUGUAAUUAUUGCUGAUGGCUCUGAACAAUACAAGCGAUUCGUUCAACUCCCACAGCCGUUGACCUUCAAAGUGUAUAUUUUCAACGUGACCAACGCGCAUAAGAUACAACAAGGCGCCAUUCCAAUUGUGGAGGAGAUCGGACCCUAUGUAUACAGGCAAUAUCGUCGCAAGAAGGUGAAGCACUUCUCACGUGAUGGUUCUAAGAUUAGCUAUGUGCAGGAUCAGCACUUUGAAUUUGAUGAAGAAGCCUCAGCACCGUACACACAAUCCGAUCACAUUGUGGUGCUCAAUAUGCAUAUGAAUGCGUUUUUACAAGUGUUCGAAAGAGAAAUAACUGAUAUAUUUCAGGGUUUUGCGAAUAGAUUAAACCAUAGGCUCAACCGUACGCCAGGCGUUCGUGUAUUGAAACGUCUGAUGGAGCGCAUACGUGGGAAACGUAAAUCGGUGCUGACGAUCGCCGAGAAUGAUCCGGGCUUGUCGUUGUUGCUGGUGCACUUGAAUGCCAAUCUGAAGGCCGUCUUCAACGAUCCCAAAUCGAUGUUUCUCGCCACCACCGUGCGUGAGUUUCUCUUCGAUGGCGUGCGCUUCUGCAUAAACACGAAUGGUAUUGCGAAAGCUAUUUGUAAUCAAAUCAAAGAGGGCGGCUCCAAGACGAUACGUGAACUGAGCGACGGCAGUUUGGCAUUCUCAUUUUUCAAUCACAAAAACGGCACUGGCAAUGAAGUGUACGAAGUGCAUACGGGCAAAGGCGAUGCACAGCGUGUGCUCGAAAUUCAGAAACUCGACGAUUCACACAAUCUUCAGGUGUGGCUGAAUGGUUCCGAGGGCGAAACUUCUAUGUGCAAUCAAAUCAAUGGCACUGAUGCUUCAUCGUAUCCCCCCUUCCGCAAACGUGGUGAUUCUAUGUACAUUUUUAGUGCGGAUAUUUGUCGUUCGGUGCAGUUAUUCUAUCAAAGUGAUAUACAGUAUCAGGGCAUACCCGGUUUUCGCUAUUCGAUCGGUGAGAAUUUCAUCAACGAUAUUGGCCCGGAGCACGACAAUGAAUGCUUCUGUGUGGAUAAGCUGGCAAAUGUGAUAAAACGGAAGAAUGGUUGCCUAUAUGCGGGCGCGCUGGAUCUGACGACCUGCUUGGAUGCACCGGUUAUAUUAACAUUGCCGCAUAUGUUGGGCGCCUCCAAUGAGUACACGAAAAUGAUACGCGGACUGCGGCCGGACGCGAAGAAGCAUCAAACAUUCGUGGAUGUACAGCACCUCACCGGCACCCCGUUACAAGGCGGCAAACGCGUGCAGUUCAACAUGUUCUUGAAGAGCAUCAACCGCAUCUCAAUAACGGAAAAUUUAACAACGGUACUUAUGCCCGCCAUUUGGGUUGAGGAGGGUAUUCAACUCAACAGCGAAAUGGUCGCCUUUUUCAAAAAGAAACUUAUAAACUCGCUCAAAACGCUCAAUAUCAUUCAUUGGGCGUCGAUUUGCGGUGGCAUUGGCGUGGCCGCCAUAUGCCUGAUAUAUUAUGUAAUACAACGUCGAAAGCCGGAAGCGGAAGUGGCACCGCUAAAAUAAGUAUUUCUACUGAAGAACUGUUGAGGUUUAUUAAACAAGCGAUAUUUU
This is a messenger RNA of Bactrocera latifrons, 2097 nucleotides long. It is a transcript of the gene Snmp2, whose product is annotated as sensory neuron membrane protein 2. Gene Ontology annotation, cellular component: cytoplasm; membrane. Bases 313 to 2049 code for a protein of 578 amino acids. Gene Ontology annotation, molecular function: scavenger receptor activity. The transcript has 10 exons. The record is from RefSeq and is a predicted model, not a curated record. NCBI's taxonomy places the organism in Eukaryota, Metazoa, Arthropoda, Insecta, Diptera, Tephritidae.